CGCACACCGCAGCGAAGGACCCACUUUUGGAAACAAAGAACGAAGAUGUCUUGCAUCUCUGCAUCCGCCGCGACCUGCCGCGUGGCGCCCGCCGUCCGCGGCCAGCGCUUCAACAAGCGCGCCGCGACCGUCGCUCCCAGGGCCCACAACAGGCGCGCCCUCGCCAUCCAGGCCGCCGUCGACCUCAACGCGGUGACCUUGGCCGACACCAAGCGCAAGUUCGUGGAGUCGUACCCUUACCCGAUCCCGUCCAUCUGGUCCGUCGCCGUCAACGAGCUCCUCGCGAACCAGCACUUCGUCCGGUACAGCACCAGGUACAGCUACUCCAAGCUCUCCUCCCUCGGAUUCGUGUCCGUGUACGACCAGCUCUUCGAGGGCUUCCCGUCGGACGAGGAGAAGGCUAAGAUCUUCGACUGCUUCGUCGAGGCGCUCGGCGAAGAUCCCGAGAAGUGCAGGAAGGACGCGGCGGAGCUCGCCAAGUUCGCCAAGGAGGCUGGCGGCGUCGACGCGCUCCUCGCGUCCCCGGUCCUCGCGGAGAUCAAGUCCAACGGCGAGGCGAACAAGUUUGCGUACUCGCGCUACGACGCAAUCGGACUCUUCCGCAUGCUGGAGCUGGGCGGCGCCACGGAGCCCGCCGCGCUCGAGAAGCUCGCCGACGCCGCGGGGCUCAAGCUCAAGAAGGUGAACGGGGAUCUCGGCAUGUACAAGGGCCUCCUGUCCAAGCUCGCGGCGGCGAAGGAGUUGCAGAAGGAGAUCUUCGAGAGGGAGAAGAGGAAAACCGCGGAGCGUCUCGCGAAGAAGGAGGCCGCGAACGACGCCACCGCGUGAUCGGAGACGAGUCGGAGAUGCGAGAUGGAUGAUUCUUUUUUUGUCUCGGUCGCCCGAGAGGUGGGGUUGGUUCGAUCGAGGGGGUUGGUUGGUGGUUCGAGGGGUUUGGCUGGGUUAAGGGUGUAAACCCGUGUACAUUCCCGGGGAGAUCGGCGGGAAAGACCGUCCGUCCGGGAGGCUCCUUAGUUUGUUCGUUUAGGCACGCUGCUCAGAAAUAUUAUUACCAGAACAUCAUCG
Messenger RNA from Micromonas commoda, 1065 nucleotides. RefSeq lists its product with no specific name. Gene Ontology annotation, biological process: photosystem II assembly; thylakoid membrane organization; photosynthesis. Bases 46 to 828 code for a protein of 260 amino acids. The transcript is spliced from 2 exons. Gene Ontology annotation, cellular component: chloroplast thylakoid. Lineage: Eukaryota; Viridiplantae; Chlorophyta; Mamiellophyceae; Mamiellales; Mamiellaceae. The record is from RefSeq and is a predicted model, not a curated record.